Messenger RNA from Xyrauchen texanus (razorback sucker), 4090 nucleotides. RefSeq names its product gastrula zinc finger protein XlCGF8.2DB-like. The transcript is spliced from 2 exons. Lineage: Eukaryota; Metazoa; Chordata; Actinopteri; Cypriniformes; Catostomidae. The record is from RefSeq and is a predicted model, not a curated record. Gene Ontology annotation, molecular function: DNA-binding transcription factor activity, RNA polymerase II-specific; RNA polymerase II cis-regulatory region sequence-specific DNA binding. Gene Ontology annotation, cellular component: nucleus. Bases 206 to 1780 code for a protein of 524 amino acids. Gene Ontology annotation, biological process: regulation of DNA-templated transcription.
AUAAUUGGCAACAUUGUUCCUCGUGCUGAAUGAGAAGGAAUAUCAGACUUUCAGCUUUUAUAUGUACAGUAAAUUAGUCUUUAUUUCCGACCUCAAACGCUGUUCCAGUGUUUAUUUUCAACUAGGAGGCGGAAGAAUUGCGAGUUGUCUGUAAAUCAGCAAAACUCCAGGAAACAAGUGAAAUCUGUGUGACACUGUUGUAAAGAUGUUUAUUAAAGAGGAGAGUGAAGAUAUGGAUUAUCCAGAAACAUGCAGGAUUAAAACAGAACACACUGAGGAACAAACAGAUUCGAGGGAAAUUAAAGAAGAAAAUCAAGAACCAAUAGAAUUGAAAGAGGAAAGUCAAGAACUGAAUGAACUGGAGGAGGAACAUCAGACUCAGAAUCCUCAUGUCAUUAUUGGAGAAAAUUAUUUUAGUUCCUCACAAAUCAGAACGCAAGCCAAAAAUUCCUUCACUUGCCUUCAAUGUGGAAAGAGUCUUACACGGAAAGGAAAUCUUAACAAACACAUGAGAAUUCACAAUGGAGAAAAGCAUUUCACAUGCCAUCAGAAAGAUGGCCGUCAAAAACACAUAAACAUUCACACUGGAGGGAAGCCUCCAUUCACAUGUCUUCAGUGUGGUAAUAGUUUCAAGUGUAAAGGAUCCCUUAAUGUGCACAUGAGAAUUCACUCUGGAGAGAAAGCUUUCACGUGCCCUCAGUAUGGAAAGACUUUCAUACGGAAAACAGAUCUCAACAGGCACUUGAAAGUUCACAUGGGAGAGAGGCCUUUUGCAUGCGUUCAGUGUAAAAAAAGUUAUGCAGACAAAUUUGGUCUUACAAGACACAUGCUAUUUCACACUGGACAGAAAUCUUUCACAUGCCUUCAGUGUGGUAAUAGUUUCAUGUCAAAAGGAUCCCUUAAUGUGCACAUGAAAAUGCACAAUGUAGAUAGCACUUACACAUGCCCUCAGUGUGGAAAGAGUUUCACACAAAAAGUGGGUCUUAAGAAUCACAUAAAAAUUCAUACUGCAGAGAAACCUUUCACUUGCCCUCAGUGUGGAAAGAGUUUCUUACGGAAAUCAAAUUUCAAUAGGCACAUGAAAGUUCACACUGGAGAGAAGCCUUUCACAUGCCAUCAGUGUGGAAAAAAUUAUGCAAACAAAGUAGACCUUAAAAGACACAUGCUAUUUCACACAGGUGAGAAGCCUUUCACAUGUCUUCAGUGUGGUAAUAGUUUCACGUCUAAAGUAAACCUUAAUGUGCACAUAAGAAUUCACACAGGAGAGAAGCCUUACACAUGUCUCCAGUGUGGUAAUAGUUUCACAUGUAAAGGAUCCCUUAAUGUGCACACGAGAAUUCACACUGGAGAGAAAGCUUUCAUGUGCCCUCAGUGUGGAAAAGGUUUUGCAAAGAAAGGAGGCCUUAAGGAUCACAUGAGAUAUCACACUGGAGAGAAGCCUUACACUUGUCAUCAGUGUGGAAAGAGUUUCAUGAAUAGAGGAAACCUGUAUACACACAUGAAAGGCCACACUGGAGAGAAGCCUUUCAUAUGCUUGCAGUGUGGGAAGAGUUUUACGCGUAAAGAAAGGCUUGACAUCCACAUGAGAAUUCACACUGGAGAGAAGCCUUACACAUGCCAUGAAUGUGGAAAGAGUUUCAGUCAGUCAAACAUCCUAAAACAACAUGAGAACAUGCAUACUGGAGAGAAGCCAUACCACUGCCCUUCAUGUGGGAAACGUUUCUACCAAUUAAGGUUUUUAAGAAGUCAUAGAAAAGGGCAUUGCCCAGAGUUGUUGUAGUGAGCAAACUGCAGGUAAUGGUAUAAAAAUCAGGAAAACUCAAAGAUUCUAAUAUGAUUUUGUCGAGAAGCAGGUGUGUGAUGACACAAACACGUUGGCACCCAGGGGGUUGUACAAAGUUUGCAAAAAACAUUCAGUUUUAUUAAAUAACCAUCAAUGAGUCAAAGUUCACACGUUGCAUAUUAUUAAAGCUUCUUUGACAAAACAUGUUCAAUCAUCUCUUUUCAUUAUCGUAUACCUUUAUCUCAAACGUUAUGCAGCAUUGUUUAUCAAUUGGGUUGCAAGGAGAUGUCUCUGUUGACAGUUGACCAAACACCUGCUAAGCUAAUGGGAGUGUUGCAGUUUUGUUUCCUAACACAUCAUCUUCUAAACAACUGGCAAUGAAAUCAAUUCUACUGAUUAGAUCAUUAGUGGAGUGCUCAAUGGUCUGAGCGCCACAUUUUGACAGCCAAAAUGUGUAGUGUUAGUGUACUCAAGGUUGAAACAUUAGCCUGAUUUCCAUCCACCUGUUUGCUGUUUUGAAGCACAAUUCUAAAGAUAAGACUAAAGAAAUGUGAAACAUGGUGUCCAUUCACAUCGUCAUGUGCAUUAUCUUGAGGGAGAAUUUGUCAUGAAGCAGCAGCUGAAUGACCUCCUUGCUUUAGGGAGAGUUGUAUUUGUGGUAUUGGAGCAAUAGUAUAAGGAGAUGCGGCAGAAUUAAUGUAAUGUCUCAUAUGAGGACAGAAAUGUUGCUAUGCCCAUACACUGACAGUUUCCGUACCUGGGAGCAUCCAUGCUCAAAACUGCUAAUAACCAGCUGUGGACAUGUUUUGAAAGAUUUAGAAAAAAAUUAUGCAUUGGAAGAAAUUUAAAAACACUUUGUUCUGUGUAUUUUGGACCAUGCAAAUUAGUCCCAUGAAGAAUAAGGGUGGGUCUUGUUGGGUUGGCACUUGGAAUGUCACUAACCAAUAACGACAGUAUACCCCAGGUGGGCACAUCUUGUUCUGACUGUCUGACUUGACUAUGAUAGAGAAAACAGCAUGACUACUUGCAGGUAAAACCUUCCAUAAAAGGUUCUUGUAGAGGCACUCUCUUCUGCAGAGGACUCCAGCAGUUUCUGGUUGACCCUCAAGACAUCUGCGGUUGCGCUCCACAUUCUGGAAAGGACCCUGCAUUCCUAAAGACAUCCAUUGCCUGACUUCACCGCUCUCUCUAUAUUGCACAAUCCAAGGAUCUUUUAGGCACCACCACUCCAUGGCCAUGACUGUUGGAAGACUUUCCAAGCUUUUCCAAAUAAAAGUAUUAUUAUUUCCCACUGCACACAACCUACGCACCCAGUGUAAGAUGUCUCCUGCCAUCACCCGACCAUGUGGAAAGUAAAUAUAAGCUUACCAAACCUCCUCCUAAAGAUCUUGGCAUGUAGUUGUAACAAUUUGAUUGCUUAACUUGUUUAGAGAUUGUGUAUCAGGGGUCAGUUAAUAACACAUAAUAAUCAAUAUCUGAUUUACUAAUAAUUUCCUAUUAUUAUCAUUGAACAGAGAAACCAUAGAUUAUCUUUUUUUAAGACAGCCUACAUAGUUCUCUUUCACUGAUUCGCCUAAUCGCACCACUUUUAAUCAUCUGCUUUGCAUCCAUUUCAUUGACACUUUUAAUUAAAUUUUAUUAGUAGAUUUGUCUGGUUGUUUGAAUUUGUAAUAUUAGUAAUUUUUCGUAUUUAGUAGAUGUGAUAAUAUCUCUUGGUUAAUGUAAUUCAAUUUUGUUUAUAACUGUGUCUUCCUUGUGUUUGGUAAUCAUAGACUCUACAAAUUGUCCAGAAUCUCUCAAAAUUCUUCAGAUUAAUCAGAUGACCAACUCCCUCCAAUUUACAUUGUUUGCAACUCAAUGAACGAUACGCUUGGAUCUAUCUUAUGCUGUUAAGGUGAAAUUCCUAAGAUGGUCACCACAGAUAAGUGGUGGAAGGGGUCAUCUGACACUAACAUAUUUGGUACCCUGUGUGAAGAUCACUAGACCAGCAAUCACUAGACUUCUUUAUCUGUUUUUGUCAAAGUCGGACUUACAGACCUAGUAACCUAUGUAAUUGUGCUGUAUUUUUGUUUUGUUGAGCAUGUACUCAUCUUAAUUGGACCACAAUACAUGUACAAGUGUGUUUAACCUGGCUUAAUUUGACAUCCUUCAUAUAUUUGAUUACACAUUGAUGUCAUGUAUAUUUGGACAAACUUACAGACUGUAACUGGACUACGAAAAAACCUGUUGUAGCUCAGUUAUAACUGUGCAUGUACUUACUGUGUUCAGAAUGAACAAAUCACAUUCAAACUCUAUAAAAUGUUAUGA